Molecule: messenger RNA, 852 nt
Organism: Fusarium proliferatum ET1
Lineage: Eukaryota; Fungi; Ascomycota; Sordariomycetes; Hypocreales; Nectriaceae
Exons: 4
Coding region: 1-852 (283 amino acids)
Source: RefSeq, a predicted model, not a curated record
AUGCGACCCAACCAAUACGGCUCUCAGCGAGCUACCGGAACCCUUGAAACCCUCGAAGCCCUCGAAGCCCUCGAAGCCCCAAGGAAACAUCAUCCCCAGAAGAGAAGAAGGACUACUGGGAGCCAGCGCGAAAAGUUAGAGGGACAGAACUCCAAAGGACAUUCCAAAGAGGGGGCUCCUAAAGAACAGGCCACAAAAGAGGCUCCAGUGGUCGAUCCGGCCGCUCGUUGGGCUGAGCUGGAAAAGAAGCAAGCCGACAAAGCAAAAGAACAACACAAGGAAAACCGUCGAAAAAUUGAACAGAGCAGAAUAUAUCUUCAUGAGGUGUUGGCUCUCGACCGCAAAGACGGCUACGCACAACAAUUCUGGGGUGACCUUGCAAGUAGCAUCAAGUGCCUCGCAGACGAAUCUCGCUUUUGGGGCAAGCCCUGGGACAGCCUCGGAGAGGACCUCCAACAGAAGUUCCUUGGAUAUGCCCCUAACAUAGAAGAACUUUUUGAUGUGCCCGACAUGGCUCCCCUUGUAUUCCAACGAUGGCUCUGGGAGGUUAUCGAUGAGAACUUCUUCUCAAAGAAGAGUAAGGAUAUAGUUUGGGCUUCACCUUACUGGGAGGCUCAAGGAACCUUGGAGCGCUACUUGCAAGAACACGACUUCUCCUACGAUGAUGUAAUUGCGUCUCACAUGUUCCCACACUGGAGAUACACCACGAUGCAGUUCUACAUGUCACUCAAAGACUCGCCACGGAAAAGUCAAAGGAUUGAUCCAGCCCGUGUGGUCCCGAUCACUGCCAGAGCAAUUGGUCAGUACUUCCCACAGGAGCCCGAAGAGGAAUCCAUGAAAAACGAUUAUUAA